AUGGGACUGAGCAGGGUACGCGUGAAAGAGUUUAUUCCGACACGAUGAAGAUCAAGGGGUGUCAAAGGUACUUUCAGUUAGUAGCUGUCGCAUCUGUAGGGCUUAUUGUUUCAGUAUUUCUUUAGUUAUGAUGUGUACUUGCUAAGUCCAUUUUCACGCACUGCUUUUAACAAUAAUGAGUGAGCAGUCUAGUCGUCAAUUGCAAUACUGGACGAGAUGAAAAAUUUAGACGUAGCGAUUCAGCCGGUUUCUUAUGAAAAGGAUCUAGUUCAUUCACAACCAUUGAAAAAACAUUUGAAACGUCUUAAUGACGAAGAGGUGGAACAACCAGUGAAAAUAAAGAAAAAGAAACUGAAGAAAGUAAAGCAACAGCAAGGUGAUGAUAGUUCUCAGGAAACAAGUGAAGCUGAACCUGAAGAACAAACAUCAAAUGAUUGUUCCACAGAAAAUGAGGAACAGUCAGAACAAGAUGAUGUUGAGGAAGACAUGUCCGAUAAAUUACCUGGAUCAAGUACAGCCUUGGAGAUCCUUAGUAAUCGCACAUUUGGGUCACUUAAAGAAAAAGUAUGUGAAAAUACCUUAAAGGCUAUUGAAGAUAUGGGUUUCACUACUAUGACAGAAAUUCAGGCAAGAUCUAUUCCACCAUUGCUAGAAGGGAGAGAUCUGGUAGGAUCUGCAAAGACUGGAUCUGGAAAAACAUUGGCUUUCCUCAUACCAUCAGUAGAACUUAUUUAUAAACUCAAGUUUAUGCCAAGGAAUGGAACUGGGGUCAUAAUAAUUUCACCAACUAGGGAGUUAUCUAUGCAGACUUUUGGGGUAUUAAAAGAAUUAAUGAAAUACCACCAUCAUACCUAUGGCUUAGUCAUGGGUGGUACAGCUAGACAAACAGAAGCUCAGAAACUUUCAAAGGGUAUAAAUAUUCUUGUUGCUACUCCUGGUAGAUUGCUUGACCAUCUUCAAAACACACCCGAUUUUUUAUACAAAAACUUGCAGUGUUUGGUUAUAGAUGAAGCAGAUAGAAUACUUGAAGUUGGUUUUGAAGAAGAAAUGAAGCAGAUAAUCAACUUAUUACCCAUAGAACGCCGCCAGACGAUGAUGUUCAGCGCCACUCAGAAUAAAAAGACUGAUGCUUUGACUGCACUGGCAUUAAAAAAAGAACCUGUCUAUGUUGGUGUUGAUGACUCAAAAGCUGAAGCUACUGUAUCUGGUUUAGAACAGGGUUACGUGGUCUGCCCAUCAGAAAAACGGUUAUUGAUAUUGUUCACAUUCCUUAAAAAGAACAGAAAGAAGAAAGUGAUGGUGUUCUUUAGCUCUUGUAUGUCAGUAAAGUAUCACCAUGAAUUGUUCAAUUAUAUUGAUCUACCUGUUAUGUGCAUACAUGGUAAACAGAAACAGACGAAACGGACAACAACAUUCUUCCAAUUUUGCAAUGCAGAGACAGGCAUCUUGCUGUGCACAGAUGUCGCAGCUAGAGGUUUAGAUAUACCUGCAGUUGAUUGGAUCGUACAGUAUGAUCCUCCAGAUGACCCUAAGGAGUACAUUCACAGAGUUGGCAGAACAGCUCGCGGUGAAGGAGGUAGUGGGCAUGCUUUGCUGAUUUUGAGGCCAGAGGAACUUGGUUUUUUGAGAUAUUUGAAGCAAGCGAAAGUGCCACUAAACGAAUUUGAAUUCAGCUGGAGUAAAAUUGCAGAUAUACAACCACAGUUGGAGAACCUGAUCGGCAAGAACUACUUCCUUAACAUGUCGGCCAAGGAAGCAUUUAAAGCCUACGUCAGAGCUUACGACUCGCACCACUUGAAGACAAUCUUCGACGUGGCCACCUUGGACUUGGUUAAGGUCGGAAUGUCCUUUGGCUUCAAAACUCCUCCUGCAGUGGACUUGAAAGUAUCUGCUAAAAAGGGUGAAAGGCCAGAAAAGAAGAAGAAAGGGGGUGGUGGAUUCGGGUAUUAUAAGAACAUGAAUGAUAUGGAUCGGAAGCAUCAAAAGAAGAAUUUGGUUUACAGGCAGCCGAAGAAGUCUGGCCCUGAUAACAGGCAGUUUAGCAGAUAAGGAAUACAUGUUUUUAUUGCAAUUGUCAAUGUUGUUCAAUAUAAUAUUUUAUUUAUUUCUAUGUUUGUUUACUCUGACCUGAUAAAGGAUCCCAAAAUUAACGCAAGUUUCGAAUUAAAUAGAAAACACAGUUUUAAGUUUUUAGAUUGUUAUUUUUCAUUGAACCAUAAAGUACUUAGGAUAGGGUUAUGUAUGGAAUAUCACAUCGGACAAAUGACCUUCCACGGCUUUGCUGGCACAUACACACUCUUUUUCCGCAAAUUUUCAAUGACCGUUCAGCAUAAUGGUGGCUGAAUUUCGUUGAUGUACCGUCUAAUUUCCUCUUGUAAUGCAUGGGUGGUUGUGGGCUUCUUGACAUAGACCUUUGACUUUAAAUAACCCCAUAAAAAGAAAUCUAAUGGUGUUAAAUCAGACGAUCUAGGGGGCCAAUUCUGAUCACCGAAACGGGAAAGUACACGACCAGGAAAUGUCUCGGACAGUAAUUGAAUUGUUUCACUGACUGUAUGGCAUGUGGCACCGUCUUGUUGAAACCACAUAUUGGACACAUCUAUAUCAUCCAGUAUCAGCAGAAAGAACUGUAUUAUCAUGUCGCGAUAUCGAGUACCAGUAAACAGUUACUGCUUCACCAAAAAAGUACGGUCCAAUUAUGCCUCUAGCCCAAAAUCCGCACCAAACAGUGACACGUUUCGGGUGCAUUUGUUUUUCAAUAAUCACACGUGGGUUGACAAGGUUAAAACGCUAUUCCGGCCAUAUUUUGUACAAAAUUUUCGAACUCGGACGGUAAACCUUCAUUAUUUUUUAAAUAUUGUUCAAUAAUUAAAACACGUUGUAUCGUAUAACGCUCCAUGUUUACUAACCCUAACCUCUCAGCAGUGAAAUUGUUUUUUCAGGACUGCCUACAAUUUACUGCAAACAUUGUGGCAAAUUCAAAUCUUGCGUUAAUUAUGGGAACCCUAUACGAUACACAGUCUACAGAGUGUUCUGUUAUCGAUUAACCUCCCUGUAACUCUUUUGUCUGACUGUUUACAAACGUCUUAUUUAUACGUUAUAGGAUCAAAAAUAGAGUUUUUCUUUUAUACAUGCAGGGGCCUC
Messenger RNA from Acanthoscelides obtectus, 3141 nucleotides. The record is from the annotation of a GenBank genome assembly. Lineage: Eukaryota; Metazoa; Arthropoda; Insecta; Coleoptera; Chrysomelidae.